Molecule: messenger RNA, 571 nt
Organism: Mercurialis annua (annual mercury)
Lineage: Eukaryota; Viridiplantae; Streptophyta; Magnoliopsida; Malpighiales; Euphorbiaceae
Exons: 4
Coding region: 111-446 (111 amino acids)
Biological process (GO): protein stabilization; negative regulation of apoptotic process
Source: RefSeq, a predicted model, not a curated record
UGAAAAAAAUCUCGUCUCAAGUAAAGCAAACAGAAAAAAGAAACAGCGACCAUAAGAAGAGGGAAGAACAAUAAAAAAAAUUAGGGUUUCAGAAGGUAAAAAUUAGAAAAAUGGAGGGAGCAGAAGAAGGAGGAAUAGAGAGAGUACCUGAUUCCAAGGACUUACAGCAACAGAGCAAAGCACUUGAUAAGCUCACCGACCGUGUCGAAGAUCGCCAGUUAGAUUCUACUCGCGUUCAAGAGGCUAUGGCUUCAAUUGCUGCCUCUGCAGAAGCUGAUUGGAAUAUUAUGAGACUCAGGGAGAAAGAACUGGCUGCUGUUAAGAUCAAUGCUGCUGACGUCGACAUCAUUGCCAAUGAGCUAGAGUUGGACAAGAAAGUGGCAGAGAGAACAUUAAGGGAGCACAAAGGUGACGCUGUAGCUGCAAUUCAACAUCUUCUUCGCUAGAAAUCAUUUUUGACAAAUUUACAUUGUGUUUGAAGUUUUGUUGAGAUCUGCUGAGAAACAACUCUUGGAAUUUGAACAAGAAAAAUCAUUUUAAAUCUACUGUAACUGCUUACCGAUUGCAUGUC